AAACCGUGGUAUUCUUAACGCUAUCAUCUACGUUCUACGUUUUCUCCAAUCUUUUCGUCGUUGCACGCGACGCCUUCGUAUUUCUCGUUUUCUCGAUUCCAACAUCCCCAACGAGACAUACGCAAUUUGCUUCGUUACCCAAUUUGUUACGUCACCUUCGCGAACAAUCCACACCCUACAGUAACACUGAUUCAUCGCCGUUUCGUAACUUCGAGCCUAUCGGUUCCUAUCGCCCAUCGUUUCGUUCUCUAUCCCUGUUCGUUCUGAACUUAUGCACGGUCAUCGCCCCGCGAUGUACCCGUCGAAAAUGGGCUAAGGCAGAGGUGCAGGCUUGCCCGUCGGAGAAAAGUGUGAGAAACGGUGCUCAAGCGACCCGGGAGCCGUCCAGGUUCGCGUUACGCUGCUGCUAGAACGCUGUACCACCGAUAUACACACGUCGAUGUGCAGGGGGCUGUGUGUGUUGUAUGUGUGUGUACGUGUGUGUGCGUGCACAAUAGCGAUGCCAUCUCUCGAAAGACAACCACCGAGAUUCCCGAUUCCGGGAGUCGUCGCGUCGCGAUUCUUCUAUUUCGCGCCUAUUCGAGAGGACACCGACGAAAGAAAAGGAAUUCUGUACGCUUGGGAGCAUCGCGGAGAUGAACGCGAAAAAAAUUCUUCGAUUAGAAGAAUCGACCAGAGAAACGAAACAUCGCGACUCGAUAACGCAAGCGUACGAGAAUCCAUGGACACUGGGGAACAAGUUUCGGGUUACCAGACUGGGAAACACCCAAACGUAUAAACGCGCAGCAUCGCCGUGGGGACGUUACGCGUCUUCUAGACGAACAUCGAGGCAACAGAAUGUGAGAAUGUCGGGAGUAUCUGGUGAGCGAUACGUGCAGUGUCUGGUGUUCUCGCUACGCGCAAGAAGUAAGUCAUCGUUUCGUAACGAUUCCGCCCCCGGCUCGAGAAUUCGAUCUGGGUUGAUUCUGGUAUGGAAGAGGAUCGCCGGAAAGGAAGGAAGGAUGCCGUUUCGUUCGUCGUGCGGCCCGCUGCAAAUAAGCCUGAACGGAAAAAUGGGAGGUGAGGGCGGGAAGGGUCUUGAGCCGGACGGGAAUCGUCAAAGGAGAGGUGAUCAAAGGCGGAGGCAGCGGGCUCGAUGAGAGGCCAAAGCGUGGCCGUGACGAUUUAUCCUUCGCCUCCCUUCUCCUCGUCCGCCUGGGAUCCGGUGGACAUCGCCGUCGCAGCUCUCGCCUCUCUGGAAAUCCUCGUUAAGGGGACACCGCGACCUGCGAGCGCGCGUAACGGACUUACCUCUCGGAACUUCUACGAACUAAUUGUCUCUAGUCACUAAUUGUAUCGUGUGCAUCUACGAAUGGGAGCAACAACGCCGUUCGACUGAGCCGGUCAUUUUUCUCUCUCGCGACGGACCCGAACGAGACCGACACUCUCGUUCCCGUUUGCUGCCGAUUCGCGAUCGGCGGGACCGUUCGUCGUUAAUUGUCACGCUCGAUCCUUUUAGCCGAGUAAAUUGAUACGAACUACUUAAUUUCCCUCGUAAUUGUCUCGUGCCAAAAUCUCUCUGUCGGGGACAGUGCAAUCGACUGGACCGAUGCUCUGCGAAUUUCAGUGCGUGCUUCACCGAUGAUGGUAUGCAAAAAUUUCAAUUAAUCGAUUGUUAUUAAAUCGAAUGGAAAAUUUUAAGUGAUCCAUGUUGUUGUAGUCCUUCCUUUAGAGAACAUUUAAAAGAUGUUUUAGACAAAAACUUACGCCUUUCUAUUAAACGGAAAAUAAAGUUGAAG
This is a messenger RNA of Hylaeus volcanicus, 1778 nucleotides long. RefSeq lists its product as uncharacterized. NCBI's taxonomy places the organism in Eukaryota, Metazoa, Arthropoda, Insecta, Hymenoptera, Colletidae. The transcript has 3 exons. The record is from RefSeq and is a predicted model, not a curated record. The coding region runs from base 636 to 1139 and encodes 167 amino acids.